This is a messenger RNA of Rosa rugosa (rugosa rose), 1816 nucleotides long. Its product is annotated as glucan endo-1,3-beta-glucosidase-like. Gene Ontology annotation, molecular function: hydrolase activity, hydrolyzing O-glycosyl compounds. The transcript is spliced from 3 exons. The record is from RefSeq and is a predicted model, not a curated record. Gene Ontology annotation, cellular component: plasma membrane. NCBI's taxonomy places the organism in Eukaryota, Viridiplantae, Streptophyta, Magnoliopsida, Rosales, Rosaceae. Gene Ontology annotation, biological process: carbohydrate metabolic process. Bases 72 to 1601 code for a protein of 509 amino acids.
AAAACCUUUCAAAAUGAACAUAUGCUUGCUUCCCAGGUAGUACCACUCAACAGUCUUCUUUUACAAAAGCCAUGGAGUCCAAGAAGCUUCUCCUCCUCUUCCUCUUCUGCCUUUUCCACUCCGCCUGCCACGUCAUCCUCACCGCCGCCAUCGGCGUCAACUACGGCACAGUAGCCGACAACCUCCCGCCCCCGUCCCAGGUCGCCACCUUCCUCAAGACCAAGACCACCAUCGACCGCGUCAAGAUCUUCGACACCAACCCCGACGUCCUCCGCGCCUUCGCCAACACCGGCAUCGCCGUCACCGUCACCGUCGGUAACGGCGACUUCCCGCCCCUCGCCAAGCUCCCCGCCGCCCAGUCAUGGGUGGCCGACAACAUCCUCCCCUUCUAUCCCCGCACCAACAUCAACCGAAUCGCCGUCGGGAACGAAAUCCUAGCCACGUCGGACAAGGACCUUAUCGCGCAUCUCCUGCCGGCUAUGAAGGCGCUCCACUCGGCUCUCAACCUCGCCAACAUCACCGCCAUUCAGGUAUCGACACCUCACUCGCUCGGCAUUCUAGCCCCCAACACGGGCCCACCGAGCCUCGGACAGUUCCGGAGCGGCUACGACAAGAUCAUAUUCGAGCCGAUCUUGGAGUACCAUCGCCAGACCAAAUCGCCGUUCCUCGUCAACCCAUACCCGUUUUUCGGACUCUCACCUGAUACGCUCAACUACGCGACUUUCAGGCCAAACGGCGGCGUUUUCGACAAUGCCACCGGCAUGAACUACACCAACAUGUUCGACGCCCAGAUGGACGCGGUUUUCUCCGCGAUGAAGAAGGUCGGGUAUGAAGACGUGGAUCUAGUAGUCGCCGAAACCGGUUGGCCCUCCGCGGGUGACCCGAACCAACUCGGUGUGAGCUUGGAAAACGCGGUUUCGUACAACGGGAACCUCAUCCGCCACGUCGGCUCCGGGAAGGGCACGCCGUUGAUGCCGAACAGGACGUUCGAGACUUACAUUUUCGCGCUGUUCAAUGAGAACCUGAAGCCCACGCUGUCGGAGCAGAAUUACGGGCUGUUCAAACCCGACCUCGACCCGGUUUACGACGUGGGCCUUUUACGCAACGGGCAGGCACCGGGCCCCACAUCCGGCCCGGCAUCAGGCCCAUCAGCGAGUACCGCAGCAGGCCCAGCAGCGAUGGGUCCCACGCCCGAUGUAGUUGCGCAACCACCGUCGUCGACGGGGAAGAGGUGGUGCGUGCCGAAACCGAACGCUACCGAGGCGACGCUGCAGAAGAACAUAGACUACGUUUGCAGCAGCGGAGUGGACUGCAAGCCCAUACAGAACGGUGGGUCGUGCUUUGAGCCGAACACUGUGAAGUCACACGCGGCUUACGUCAUGAACGCCUAUUACCAGGAUCAUGGGCCACAGGAUAUUAACUGCGAUUUCAACGGCACCGGAGUGGUCACCACCGCUGAUCCCAGUUACAAAACGUGCACGUACCCUAACAAGGCGGAGAAGGAGGCAAAGUCGGUGGCGGGAAGCUCAACGAGAAUGAGAUGUAGCAAAGUGGCUCUGUCCUUUCUAAUGGUCGGUUGUGGUGUAAUGUUUAAUAUUUAGGGAAAUAGAGUCGAGUUUUUUAUGUUGUUUUAGGGUGACUACAUUUGUAGUGGGGACUAUAAUUCUAGAGGUGGCAAUUGUUGGCCAUUUUUUGGGUGCUAGGGCAUGAGAUUUGAAGCUAAUAGCUAGUAAUUAUCUAGGGUUUGGACCAUUAAGAUGUUAUUUAAGGUACACUCUAAAUUUUUCACACAUAUAAUAAUAACCUGUUUCAUGUC